AUGGCUAAACAAGAGGAAACGCCUCAAGAGAAGAAGGUUAUUCAAGGAGGACAGGCUGGGAAAAAUCUCGGCGAUGACUCUGCAGCUACUGCCACAGGACAAAUGUUCAAGCCACAAACUAUUGACAUGUACGAUAUGAGCCGUCAUGCGACAACUAUUCGAUUGUACACAACGAAAAUUAUACAUUUUCCUCAAUGUACACUGAAGAUGAGAGAUGUUCUUGACAUGGAUCCCGAAAAAGACAAAGUAUUCAUCCUUGAUAAUAUGCUUAUGGAACCAUCCAUACGACUAUUCUUCAAUGUUCGAGAGUGGAUAGACGAUUUCUAUUGGGACAGUAUGAAGUUGGCACUCUCUUACUACCCUAUGUCGAGAGUACAGAGAUUCAAAUACCGACUUUCACUACUCCGUUGCACGGUAUCUAGACAAAUGCCAGCUAAUAUUACGACACGAACAGUCACUGGAGAGGAUUCUAAAGGUCCUAUUAUGAUACUGCACGACAGAAAAGGAAACUUUAACUACAUAAACUACGGACCAAAAGAUGAUCACAGCAAAGAUGCCAUGGCUGGCACAACCCUGAUUGAACAGUCUGUCGUUUAUGGAGGUAGGAAAUGGUAG
This is a messenger RNA of Dibothriocephalus latus, 615 nucleotides long. The record is from the annotation of a GenBank genome assembly. NCBI's taxonomy places the organism in Eukaryota, Metazoa, Platyhelminthes, Cestoda, Diphyllobothriidea, Diphyllobothriidae.